This is a messenger RNA of Eublepharis macularius, 3707 nucleotides long. RefSeq names its product small G protein signaling modulator 1 (gene SGSM1). NCBI's taxonomy places the organism in Eukaryota, Metazoa, Chordata, Lepidosauria, Squamata, Eublepharidae. Gene Ontology annotation, molecular function: GTPase activator activity. Bases 69 to 3266 code for a protein of 1065 amino acids. The record is from RefSeq and is a predicted model, not a curated record. The transcript has 24 exons. Gene Ontology annotation, biological process: activation of GTPase activity.
UGCUGCCCGCCGAGGCCGAGACCCGGCAGCGCCUCCUGCGCACGGCCAAGAAGGAGGUGAAGCAAAUUAUGGAGGAAGCCGUCACGCGGAAGUUCGUGCAUGAAGACAGCAGCCACAUCAUCUCUUUCUGUGCUGCGGUUGAGGCCUGCAUCCUUCAUGGGCUCAAGCGACGAGCAGCUGGUUUCCUGCGCAGCAACAAGAUUGCCGCUCUGUUCAUGAAGGUGGGGAAGAGCUUCCCUCCUGCCGAAGAGCUUUCUCGAAAGGUGCAGGACUUGGAACAGCUCAUCGAGAAUGCGCGCAACCAGGGCCCGGGGGCUCAGGAGAAUGCCUGCAAGGUCCAGAAGUUCCCCAGCUUGUCUCCCCAGGCCAUCAGGCACCUCUGGAUCCGCACGGCACUUUUUGAGAAAGUCCUGGACAAAAUCGUGCACCACUUGGUGGAAAACAGCAGCAAAUACUAUGAACGAGAAGCCCUGCUAAUGGACCCCGUCGAUGGGCCGAUUCUCGCCUCUCUGCUGGUGGGGCCUUGUGCCCUCGAAUACACCAAGAUGAAAACUGCCGAUCACUUCUGGACUGACCCUUCGGCUGACGAGCUUGUUCAACGCCACCGGAUCCACGGCUCCCACUGCCGCCAAGACUCGCCGACCAAGCGCCCGGCUCUUUGUAUCCAGAAAAGGCAUUCCAGUGGCAGCGUGGAUGACCGGCUUUCCCUCUCCGCCAGGGACUACGUGGAGUCCCUGCACCAGAACUCCAGGGCCACCCUUUUGUAUGGCAAAAACAACGUCCUUGUGCAGCCGCGAGACGACAUGGAGGCCAUUCCGGGCUACCUGUCCCUUCACCAGACUGCCGACAUCAUGACGCUGAAGUGGACUCCGAACCAGCUGAUGAAUGGCUCUGUGGGAGACCUGGACUACGAGAAAAGCGUGUACUGGGACUAUGCCAUGACCAUCCGCCUGGAGGAGAUUGUCUAUCUGCACUGUCACCAGCAGGUAGACAGCGGGGGGACAGUCGUCCUGGUGAGUCAAGACGGGAUCCAGCGUCCUCCGUUGCGCUUCCCCAAAGGGGGUCACCUCCUGCAGUUCCUCUCUUGCCUUGAGAAUGGACUCCUGCCCCACGGCCAGCUGGACCCUCCUCUCUGGUCGCAGAGGGGGAAGGGAAAAGUCUUUCCAAAGCUGAAGAAGCGCAGCCCCCAAGGAUCCGCAGAGUCUGCCUCGGACAAGGAGGAGGACGAAGCCACAGACUACGUUUUCCGAAUCCUCUACCCUGGAAUGCAGUCAGAGUUCGCCCCUCAGGACCUGAUGGAUGGACCAGGGGGUGGCCUUCCUUCCAUCUGGCAGCCAGCUGCCCGCCAGUCCUCCUGCUCCUCUUGCUCCCAGAGUGGGUCGACUGAGAGCGGCCCAUCCAACGGCUGCAACCACGAAAGAGCUCCGCUCAGGCUGCUCUGUGACAACAUGAAGUACCAGAUCCUCUCCAGAGCAUUCUACGGCUGGCUGGCCUACUGCCGUCAUCUCUCCACGGUGCGCACUCACCUGUCGGCGCUGGUGAACCAUGACAUUGUGUCUCCCAACACACCGUGCAACGCCAGCUUGGGUCUGACAUUGGAGAUCUGGGAAAAGUACUUGCAGGACAGCUCGAGCUUUGGGGAGAAGGAGCUGCUGCGCUUGGUCUACUUCGGAGGCGUCCAGCCUGAGAUCCGCAAAGCUGUCUGGCCGUUCCUCCUGGGGCAUUACCGGUUUGGGAUGUCAGAGGCCGAGAGGAGGGAGAUUGAUCAUCAGACCCACGCCUUCUACGCACAGACCAUGGCAGAGUGGCUGGGCUGCGAGGCCAUCGUCAGGCAGAGAGAGAAGGAGUCACAUGCAGCCGCCCUCGCUAAGUGCUCCUCAGGGGCCAGCCUCGACUCCCCCAUGGCGCGCUUGAUGCACCGGGAUUCCACCAUCAGCAGCGACUCUUCCCAGAGUGGCAGCUCUGGCCGGCAGAAUCUGGCCCGGCUGCAGAGUGACUCCAGCGGCAGCACACAGGUGUUUGAGUCGGUUGACGAGGUGGAGCAGCCUGAAGCGGAGUCCAGGCUUGAAGAGGGCAAGCGAGCCAAGCUCUCCAAUGGGACCCUCCCCAACGGGACCAGCUCCCCCGACUCUGGCCACCCUUCCUCACAGAACUUUUCGGUCACCUCCGCGUACUCCGAGCGCAGCUUCAGCACCGAGGACAGCGUAACGGAGGCCGGGAAGCCCACGGUGUCCCUCUUGGCCCAGCUGAGUGGAGCUGGGGUCCAGGGAGCCAGCGCCAGGGACGAUGUCCUCUUGGAUGGGAACCUGACGGGGGAAGGCCUGCCGUGUCAGGACAGCUUGGAAGGGGACUCGUCUGCCAACAGGAGUUUAGAGGAGCUUACUCCAGUGUGCAAGGAAGAAGAGCCAGAGAGGCCCGACAGCUGGGUGGACCACAGUGUUGAACAGCAGAACUCGAUGGGAAGCGAAGAGGAUCUCUCGGAAGAGCCAGAAAUGGAGAGCUUAUACCCCCAGCUGGAUUCGCACUCGCUGGCCAUCACUGACUUGGCUGCUGUCGAAGUUUCUCCUGUCUCCUCCUCAGGGGUCAUAUAUUCGCCAGAGCUCCUAGACAUGUACACAGUAAAUCUGCACCGCAUUGAGAAGGAUGUGCAGAGGUGCGACCGUAACUAUUGGUAUUUCUCACCUGCCAAUCUGGAGAAACUGCGCAACAUCAUGUGCAGCUACACCUGGCAUCAUCUCGACAUCGGCUACGUUCAGGGGAUGUGUGACCUGCUGGCUCCUCUGCUUGUCAUUUUAGAUGACGAAGCCCUGGCGUUCAGCUGCUUCUCAGAGCUCAUGAAGCGUAUGAACCAGAACUUCCCCCAUGGGGGAGCCAUGGACACGCAUUUUGCGAACAUGAGGUCCCUCAUCCAGAUUCUGGAUUCAGAGCUGUUUGAGCUGAUGCACCAAAAUGGGGACUACACGCAUUUCUACUUCUGCUACCGCUGGUUCCUCCUGGAUUUUAAGCGAGAACUCAUUUAUGACGACGUCUUCUCGGUCUGGGAGACAAUCUGGGCGGCCACGAAGAUCUCCUCUUCGCACUAUGUCCUCUUCAUUGCACUUGCCUUGGUGGAAGUUUACCGGGACAUCAUCCUCGAGAACAACAUGGAUUUCACAGACAUCAUCAAGUUCUUCAACGAAAUGGCCGAGCGUCACGACACCAAACAGAUCCUGAAGUUGGCGCGGGACCUUGUGUACAAAGUCCAGACACUCAUUGAGAACAAGUGAUUCGGCAGAGCAGGGCGAGGAGGAAGACCCCUGCAGAGGGCAGCCACAGUGGAGUGCGUGAGCCAGAGAGAACCCCUCCCCAGCUGCUGCUCGAGUCAUGUGAGCCCCGGAGGAGACGGGUCCCAGGCCCUGGGCUGAUUCUCGCAGCUUGUGUUUCUGGCCAUCGCUUGCUGGUUCUGCAUCCAUUGUGGCACUUAACCAAAGAACUUGCAACCUGUCUCCUUUCUUUUCCACGCAUAGUGGAGUCUGAUGUGGCACAAGCCUUGCCUUUAGGAGGGGGUGGAAAGAACCCCGUGGCGGGAAUAUCGGCUUUCAUGGAAGUAGCAAUGAAAAGAGGGAUGAAGCCUAUCACGUGCUCUCCCAUCCUCCCUGCGGAUCUUCCGGAGUGAACAUGUGUGUAAUAUUUUCUGGAGCAGCCACUUCACGUCCCAAAUGCGCAGG